AUUCACUAGUUACUUGUCUUUCGGCUUUUUAACUCGCCACCCCCGCCCCCUCCCCCAAUCCUGGCCCUCCAGCCCGGGUUUUAAUCCCCAUCCCUUUUCCGCCUUCUCCGUGCACCCUGCACCUCCCCCCCCACACCGUCGCCUUCCUCCUCUGCUCCGCACCCCCUUCCUCCUCCUCUCCCUCCCUCCUCCUCCUCCGCCGCCGCCGCCGCCACUUUCUCGCUCGCUCCCGUUCCCUGGACGCGGCGGAUGAGCCGGCCCCGCUGGGGAAGGCUCCGGGCGGCGGCGGGCGGCCGGGAGGAGGCUGCGUGCUCGGGGCUGGGGCUGCGAGCGGGGUGAUUUUGUAUUAAAAUGAGGAGGAGGAAGAAGAGGCACCCACAGCGGCGGCGGCAGCGGCGGCAGCAGCAGCAGCAGGAGCGGCGGCGUAGAGGGCUGCAGCCCGGGCGGACGCGCGGAGCCGAGCUGGGCACGGCGGCGGCGGCGACAGCGGCCGGGAUGAGUCAACUAAUAAUUUAAUGGGGGCAGAGACGGCAGCGAGGGGGAGAGCGAGCGAGGGAGAGAGAGAGAGAAACAGCCCCGUCCGGGGACUCGCGCUCACACGCACGCACACACACACAAACACACACACACACACACCUCUCCCUGUGCCACCCAGCAACAACCGGCCUCGUCACAACAACAGCAACAGCCACCCUCUAGCCUGCCCGGAGACCGCGCAUAAAGCCGGGGCGACUCCAGAGGACGCUCUCCACCCCCCUCUUUCAUUUCGGGAAACUCCUGAUCAGUUUUGCCGGGGUUUCUGGGUUUCUUUCCCCCCCAAGUCCUAGUGCCAUUGUGGUGCUCGUUGUUUACCUCGGACUCUGGCUGAGUGAGCGCUUGGCGACUUUUGGGGGGAGGGGGCGGGGAGUUUGUCGCUGCCUAGGCGGUGGAGGUGGCUGGGGGUGCCGUCUGCUCUUCUUCCUCCUCCCCCUCCCCCCCCGAUUCCUCUUUCUCUCCCUCACUCCCCGGGACCCCAGACGCUCACAGCCCCGUGUCAAUGGAAAGGAAGAGGGUCCUCCGGGCUGUUGUCAGUGAGGACGGAAUCAAAAGUGGCAUUUUAGUGCCUUGCCGGGGCUUUUUUCGCGACUCUCUGCCCCCCACUCUCGCUAUCCCCCAGUAGAUGCCCUCGUUAGGGGUGCCAGGCUGUGGGGAAAAGUUUAAGGUUUGUUAAUAUUAGUCGCAGUUGUCGGGGAGGCGGUGGGAGUGAUUGGAAGGGAGGCGAGGUGGCCUUCCCCUCGCUGCGUUCUCCGGGGUUAUUGGAGAAUAAUAUUGCAAGUGACAGCCAGAAGUAGACUUUCUGUCCUCACACCGAAGAACCCGAGCGAGCAGCAGGAGGGAGGGAGCCUAGCGGACCUUUUUAUUUCCUUUCUGGAGACCUUGUCAGCAGUGAUUUUUUUUUUUCUUUUUAUUAAAGAGAAUCCUCAGUCACCACCUCGCCUCCCCAGCACCACCACAGUGUACAGCUCAUAACGGGUUUUGCUUUGUUUUUACGAUCCCCCCCCCACAACGAAUCACUUGUCAGAUCAAUUUUAUCUUCUUCCUCCUCCCGGCUUCCCACUCAUCCCUCCUCCCCAUUGAAAACCCCGUUCUCUGAGGUUAGACAUUUUACAAACCCCAUAUGUAUUGUUUUUUCGAAUGGUGAUUUUUUUUUUUUUAAACCCCUCUCUCAUGGCUACUCUUCUAGACGUUUAUUUCUGCCCUUCCCCCGCUUAGGGGGGCGGGGGUAGGGGAAGGGAAAAUAAUACAAUUUCAGGGGAAGUCGCCUUCAGGUCUGCUGCCUUUUUUUUUUUUUUUCUUAAUUAAAAAAAAAAAAAGGACAUAGAAAACAUCAGUCUUGAACUUCUCUUCAAGAACCGGGCUGCAAAGGAAAUCUCCUUUGUUUUUGUUAUUUAUAUGCUGUCAAGUUUUGAAGUGGUGAGUUUCAGGUGAUCUUUAGACAGUGACUGAGUAUGGAUCAUUUGAACGAGGCAACUCAGGGGAAAGAACAUUCAGAAAUGUCUAACAAUGUGAGCGAUCCAAAGGGUCCACCAGCCAAGAUUGCCCGCCUGGAGCAGAAUGGGAGCCCGCUAGGAAGAGGAAGGCUUGGGAGUACAGGUGCAAAAAUGCAGGGAGUGCCUUUAAAACACUCGGGCCAUCUGAUGAAAACCAACCUUAGGAAAGGAACCAUGCUACCAGUUUUCUGUGUGGUAGAACAUUAUGAAAACGCCAUCGAGUAUGAUUGUAAGGAGGAACAUGCAGAAUUUGUGUUGGUGAGAAAGGAUAUGCUUUUCAACCAGCUGAUAGAAAUGGCAUUGCUGUCUCUAGGUUAUUCACACAGCUCUGCUGCCCAGGCCAAAGGGCUAAUCCAGGUUGGAAAGUGGAAUCCAGUUCCACUGUCUUAUGUGACAGAUGCACCUGAUGCCACAGUAGCAGAUAUGCUUCAAGACGUGUAUCAUGUGGUCACGUUGAAAAUUCAGUUACACAGUUGCCCCAAACUAGAAGACUUGCCUCCAGAACAAUGGUCGCACACCACAGUGAGGAAUGCUCUGAAGGACUUACUGAAAGAUAUGAAUCAGAGUUCAUUGGCCAAGGAGUGCCCCCUUUCACAGAGUAUGAUCUCUUCCAUCGUGAACAGCACUUACUAUGCAAAUGUCUCAGCAGCAAAAUGUCAAGAAUUUGGAAGGUGGUACAAACAUUUCAAGAAGACAAAAGAUAUGAUGGUUGAAAUGGAUAGUCUUUCUGAACUAUCCCAGCAAGGUGCCAACCAUGUCAAUUUUGGCCAGCAGCCCGUCCCAGGGAACACAGCAGAGCAGCCUCCAUCCCCCGCGCAGCUCUCGCAUGGCAGUCAGCCCUCUGUCCGGACCCCUCUUCCAAACCUGCACCCUGGGCUUGUGUCAACGCCUAUCAGUCCUCAAUUGGUCAACCAGCAGCUGGUGAUGGCUCAGCUGCUGAACCAGCAGUAUGCAGUGAAUAGACUUUUAGCCCAGCAGUCCUUAAACCAACAAUACUUGAACCACCCUCCCCCUGUCAGUAGAUCUAUGAAUAAGCCUUUGGAGCAACAGGUUUCAACCAACACAGAGGUGUCUUCCGAAAUCUACCAGUGGGUACGUGAUGAACUGAAACGAGCAGGAAUCUCCCAGGCAGUAUUUGCACGUGUGGCUUUUAACAGAACUCAGGGCUUGCUUUCAGAAAUCCUUCGAAAGGAAGAGGACCCCAAGACUGCAUCCCAGUCUUUGCUGGUAAACCUUCGGGCUAUGCAGAAUUUCUUGCAGUUACCAGAAGCUGAAAGAGACCGAAUAUACCAAGACGAAAGGGAAAGGAGCUUGAAUGCUGCCUCAGCCAUGGGACCUGCCCCCCUGAUAAGCACACCGCCCAGCCGCCCUCCCCAGGUGAAAACAGCUACUAUUGCCACUGAGAGGAAUGGGAAACCAGAGAACAAUACCAUGAACAUUAAUGCUUCCAUUUACGAUGAGAUUCAGCAGGAAAUGAAGCGCGCUAAAGUGUCCCAGGCACUGUUUGCAAAGGUUGCAGCAACCAAAAGCCAGGGAUGGUUGUGCGAGCUGUUGCGCUGGAAAGAAGAUCCUUCUCCAGAAAACAGGACCCUGUGGGAGAACCUCUCCAUGAUCCGAAGGUUCCUCAGUCUUCCUCAGCCAGAACGUGAUGCCAUUUAUGAACAGGAGAGCAACGCGGUGCAUCACCAUGGCGACAGGCCGCCCCAUAUUAUCCAUGUUCCAGCAGAGCAGAUUCAGAGCCCCUCUCCCUCCACCCUUGGGAAAGGAGAGUCUAGAGGAGUUUUCUUGCCAGGCCUGCCGACCCCUGCACCAUGGCUCGGUGCUGCUCCUCAGCAGCAGCAGCAACAGCAGCAGCAGCAGCAGCAGCAGCAGCAGCAGGUGCCUCCCCCUCCGCAGCCGCAGCCACAGGCACAGGCCGGCCCCCGCCUCCCCCCACGGCAGCCCACUGUGGCCUCGUCCGCAGAGUCAGACGACGAGAACCGGCAGAAGACCCGGCCACGAACAAAAAUUUCCGUGGAAGCCCUGGGAAUCCUUCAGAGUUUCAUACAAGAUGUGGGCCUAUACCCGGAUGAAGAGGCCAUCCAGACUCUGUCCGCCCAGCUUGACCUUCCCAAGUACACCAUCAUCAAGUUCUUUCAGAACCAACGGUAUUAUCUCAAGCACCAUGGCAAACUGAAGGACAAUUCCGGUCUAGAGGUGGAUGUGGCAGAGUAUAAAGAAGAGGAAUUGCUUAAGGAUUUAGAGGAGAGUGUCCAAGAUAAAAAUGCUAACACCCUUUUUUCAGUGAAACUAGAAGAGGAGCUGUCAGUGGAAGGAAAUACAGACAUUAAUGCGGAUUUAAAAGACUGAGAUCAAAGUAUUAUUUUCACUCAACAGUGCCACUGGUAUUUGCUAACAAAAUGAAGAGUCCACCUUGCAUUCUCUCAGAAGACCUUUGUCAUUCAUUGUUUGGCCAAUGAAUCUUCAGAAACUUGCACAAACAGAAAAGUUGGGAAAGGAUAAUACAGACUGCACUAAAUGUUUUACUCUGUUUUACAAACUGCUUGGCAGCCCCAGGUGAAGCAUUGAGGAUUGUUUGGUAUUAAAAUAUGUGUUCACGGGACACACCAAGGUGUGUACCCCGUAAGCAUGAAACCAGUGAUUUUUUUUUUAAUUAUUAUUAUUCUGGAGCCUCAAACAAGCAUUAUAACUUCUGUGAUUAUGAUUUUCUCUCCUUUAAUUAUUUCUGUAGCACUCCACACUGAUCUUUGGAAACUCGCCCCUUAUUUUAAAAAAAAAAACAAAAGAAUAAAAGAGUUUGUUACUCUAUUGUAUGUUACAAAAGAACUAUAGACUGUGGAAUGCAGUUUAAAGAUGACAUAUGCCAACAAAUGCCUUGUAUUAUAUGGCACUGCCGUAAUUCAAAUUCGUUUUUAUUUUGGAAAUAAAAGUUCACUGUAAUUUUUUUUUCAUUCUCAUUGUUACAUUUUUUUAAAAAAAAAAAAAAAAAGGAAAAGAAAAUGUGAAACACAAUUUAGUCCUCAUUAUUUAUUUGUAGAUCCUGCAGCAUCAUGUUAUAAUUAAUUUUUUGGAAGUUUCCGUUAAAUGUAAUAUUGCUUCUCUUGUUACCAUACUGAUUCUUUUCUAUUUAUAAAUGUAUUUUGAUGGGCAGUAAAACAAAGUGUCUUAAAAGUUUUAAAUAGAGAAAAUGUGCUUUACACAGUUGCCUAUAAAAAGUGCUCUAUGUUAUCCAAGCAAUUCAUACUAUAAGCUUCACUCUUAUUGUUGUAUGCAAUUUUUACUAUCAUGCAAAUAAGCUUAGGUAAAUAAAACUAAUAGAUCACCUUAGAAAAUUAUGCAAUUAAUGUGAAAAUAAUUGAUGUUUGCAAUGUGUCUUCCUUUGGUUUACAAUCAAUUUUAAAGCUACAUCUGUAUAAAAUUUCUGUAUAAAGGUGUAUUUCUUUUUUAUGAGUUUAUGGCUAUGAAAACAGCUAUUUUGUUACAGCUGGCUGUUUUUAUAAGUGUAUCACAAUUUUCUUUAUGCAGAAAUGUUCUGAUUAGGAGUGGUUAUUGACUGUAACUACACAAUUAAAAUUGUUUGUAUGGUAUGA
Nycticebus coucang (slow loris) is the source of this 5620-nucleotide messenger RNA. RefSeq names its product SATB homeobox 1 (gene SATB1). Gene Ontology annotation, molecular function: RNA polymerase II cis-regulatory region sequence-specific DNA binding; DNA-binding transcription factor activity, RNA polymerase II-specific. Bases 1989 to 4379 code for a protein of 796 amino acids. The transcript is spliced from 12 exons. Gene Ontology annotation, biological process: chromatin remodeling; regulation of transcription by RNA polymerase II. The record is from RefSeq and is a predicted model, not a curated record. Lineage: Eukaryota; Metazoa; Chordata; Mammalia; Primates; Lorisidae.